This is a messenger RNA of Racocetra persica, 1028 nucleotides long. The record is from the annotation of a GenBank genome assembly. NCBI's taxonomy places the organism in Eukaryota, Fungi, Glomeromycota, Glomeromycetes, Diversisporales, Gigasporaceae.
GCUUCAAUCAGCACUGCUGAAAAGAGAAGUACCCCGGUAUAUGAAAAGGAAUAUAGAGUUGCCGAAAAAAUACUUCCAUUAGAAUAUGUUUCGAGUAGUUUCAGAGAUGCUAUACAGCCAUCAAUCGAUAAUUUUGUGGAGAUAGGAAAAGCAUUGAAUAUUCGUGUAAAAAAGAAUAUGCAAACUGACAUAUAUCUAGUUCUUGAUAUGAUGGAAACAUUAAAUCUGAAUAUGAGUAACUUUGAAGAAAUAUUUAAACUCGCUAGUAAAAAAGAUCCUGCAUUUGGUGAUCUGCUUCAUUCAUUGCGAGCAGUUGCUAUACGUUCUUUUCCAGAGUUCUUGGAUGAAAUUAAGGGCCAUCCCACUAAACAAUCUGGCCUUCCAAAUGAUGGUACUGUACAUGAAUUGACAAUUACAACUUUACAACACUUGAAACGACUAACUGAUUACCCAGAAACUAUUGAAUCAACUUUGUUAACAUUGGGUGAUGGUAAUUGGAAUGCUUCAGAGAAAGAUCCUAAUUUCUCUCGAGAUAGGAACGGGAGAAUUUCUGGCAAUGCUGUCAUGAAGCAUUAUUUCGCUGAUGUUUUGGAUUGUUUAGCCCAAAGCCUUGAUAGUAAAUCAAAACAAUAUAAAAAGCCCGCGUUGACCGCUAUCUUUUUACUAAAUAAUUAUUAUUACAUAUUAAAAUCUAUAAGGACUCAAUUCAUGUCAGUUCUGGAUCCAGAGGUUGAGUCCAAAUUUGAUAAAAUGGUGAAAAAGUGGAAUGAUGCAUAUCAGGAUACAUGGAAACCAUGUUUCUCUAAUCUUAUGGAUUAUACAUGGGUCCGCGGUGGUGCUUUAAAGACUACUUUAGGUUCAAAUGAAAAACAAACUGUCAAAGAAAAAUUUAAGAAUUUCAAUACUGAAUUUGAUGAACUUUACAAAGUUCACAAAGGUUACGCGAUGCCUGAUCUUGAACUCCGUAGCCAAGUUAUAAGAGAUAUUAGAGCUGUUUUGAUACCUAUGUAUAAUCGUUUUUUGGAAAA